This is a messenger RNA of Owenia fusiformis, 2052 nucleotides long. Lineage: Eukaryota; Metazoa; Annelida; Polychaeta; Sabellida; Oweniidae. The record is from the annotation of a GenBank genome assembly.
UUUGUAUAAGUUCGCCUCUAAUUCUGAAGAUUUUUGAAAUGAUUUCAAAAAUAUAUUUAGACACAAAGUCAUAACAAAGCCAAUAUGUGCGAGGUUUUAAGAGACAACCUAGAUGAUCAUAUCCAAGAUAUAGCCGAGAGCAUUAAAACAUGUUGUUUUAUAGCUAUUGAUACUGAGUUUAGUGGAUUAAAGUCCAGUCUUGAAACAAAGCCAAGUUUGUUUGAUGAUGGAGAAGAGCGGUACAGGAAAUUACGUGGAAGCUCAAGUCAGUUCCUUAUUGUUCAGUUUGGACUCUCAAUGUACCACAAGCUGCCAGACAAGAACAAAUACGAAGCUCACACAUACAAUUUCUACCUGUACCCUUCAUCCUUUGGACCUCGAGAUGUUCGCUUUCUUUGUCAGGCUUCUAGUUUUGAGUUCCUAUGCAAGCACAACUUUGACUUCAACAAGUUUGUGUACAAUGGUAUCUCAUACAUGAAUGAAGAAGAAGAAUGUGAAAUGAGGAGACACAUCUCUACAGGGAAACUCUUCCAAGGCUUAGACAGAGAAUUUGAUGAGAGAGAGUUACAGGAAUAUUGUUCAGCAGUUGCUGUGUGGCUGUCAAAGGCGAAAGAUGGUGAAACUUUUGAUCUGAAUGUGGAUAAAAGAAAUGAUGUCAUAGAGUAUAUUGUUCACAUGGAACUGAGGCAAAGGUUUGACACUGUCUGGACCAGACGUCAAGGAGACAAGAUAACAGUGGAGAAAGUACCUGCAUGUGAAAAACAGAAGCUAGAACUUACUGAUGAUUUCUCACAAGUGAAACUUGAAAAUAGGAUUAUGGAUUCUCUUCUUGGUUUCACAAGGAUAUUCCGACUGCUGAUACAACAUAAAAAGCCACUGGUUGGCCACAAUAUGUUAACAGAUCUCCUAUUGAUGUAUGACAAAUUCCACCAACCUCUACCUGACUCUUACAAAGAAUUCAAAAAUGAACUACACCGGAUUUUCCCAACAAUUAUUGACACAAAACACAUUUCCUCAAACCUCAGGAAGCUCUAUGAAGGGACUGGUUUAAUGGAAUCUACAAAUCUGAUGGAUCUCUAUACAGCUUUAAAUAGCUACAAGGGCAGGUUCAAGGUUCUGUACUCACCUGAUAUAUGUCAUGGUGAAGCAUUCUGGAGAUAUGAAAGGGACCAUCACCCACAUGAAGCAGGCUAUGACUCAUUCAUUGCAGGAAAUGUUUUCAUCAGAAUGUGCCACCUAUUGUGCAAUGAAGGAAUCAAAUCCACUAGUGCUUCUCCCAUGGAAUUCUACCAGUAUAUGAGGACCAUAGAACCAUACAAAAACAAAAUCAAUGUUAUCAGGGCAUCACUCAAUCAUAUAUGUCUCGAUGGUGAAGACCCCAUAUCUAAAAGACCAGAGUUGCUCUAUGUCCAACCAAGGAACCCAGGGAGUAAUCUCUCAUCAAGUCAGCUUGCAAUGAUGAUGUCACAGUUUGGGUCAGUGGACAUAAAAAUGCAAGGAACAAGGCAUGCACUAGUAGCUGUGGGCAACUAUAGAUGCAUGUGGGAUAUAUUGAAGGCAUACAAGAAAGAUCCAGAUAUUGCUGUAGUUAAAUAUAACUAUUGGAGACAUUCUCAAACAGCUAGAAGACUUUUAUGGAGUGGUGUUUUAUUAGGAGGUGGUAUCACACUAUUGGCUCUUGUGACUUCUAAUACAAAACACAGAUGAUCUGAAUGGAAACUACUGCAUUAGAUACUGAAAUAUAAUAUCUCUAUCAGUCAGCUGUGUGUUAUGCAUGUACUUCAUGCAUUGUGAAAUUAUAGAUUGUGCAAUCAUGGAUUUUGAGACUAGAGAUUGUGAAAUUAUGAAUUGUGAAACUAUGGAUUUUGCAAAAAACAGAUUGUGGAACUUUGGAUUGUGCAAACAACAGAUUGUGAAUUCAUGGAUUGUGAGGUUAGUGAUUGUGAAAUAAUGGAUUGUGAAACUAUGGAUUGUGCAAACAACAGAUUGUGAAACUAUGGAUUGUCCGAACAGAUAGUGAAACUAUGGAUUGUGAGAUUACAGAUUGUGAAA